AUGGGUUGUCAACUUGGGAUGCCUUAUCCUUACGUAUUUUCUCCUACUCAACCACCUGUCAUACUUUCAAAUGAAUCAAGAAGGGCAACUAUUGAUCCAUUUAUCAGCGACAAAGAAUCUCUAACUCCAUCAUCUGCUCCUGUAACACCAUCAUCUGUUCCUGCAACUCAGUUGCCACCACACUCAUCACAAGAAGAGCGUGAAAAGGAUCAAGUUUUUUUGAAACGUAUAGCUGAUUACUACAACAAACAUCGCCCCACUGGAUCUAUGACGAGUAGUUAUCAGCGGCUGAAAUCACAUUAUUAUAGCGAUUGGAGUGACGAGAAUGUGUUGGAGAAUGCACUGAAUAUGUGGAAAGCCAACAAUAAAGGUAAGGAUUUUAAGUAUAUGUAUAUGUGGAGGGUUCUCAAAGAAUAUGAGAAAUAUACUCCACAAUCAGUUGCUCAUUACUCUAACAAGAAGGCAAGGACAUCCAAAUCAGGGGGAAACACUUCGACAUCAAAUCCAGAUACAAGUGUUGAUUUAGAUGACUCUGAAGUCCGCAUUCGUCCGAUAGGACAAAAGGCAGCGAAGAGAAAAGAUAAUUCUAAAGCCAGAGAGGGCGACACAAUGGAACAUUGCAUCGACAAAGAAUGA
Molecule: messenger RNA, 636 nt
Organism: Zingiber officinale
Lineage: Eukaryota; Viridiplantae; Streptophyta; Magnoliopsida; Zingiberales; Zingiberaceae
Exons: 3
Coding region: 1-636 (211 amino acids)
Source: RefSeq, a predicted model, not a curated record